Messenger RNA from Aegilops tauschii subsp. strangulata, 1023 nucleotides. RefSeq names its product senescence-specific cysteine protease SAG39-like. Lineage: Eukaryota; Viridiplantae; Streptophyta; Magnoliopsida; Poales; Poaceae. Gene Ontology annotation, molecular function: cysteine-type peptidase activity. The record is from RefSeq and is a predicted model, not a curated record. Gene Ontology annotation, biological process: proteolysis.
AUGACCAUCCCACCAAAGCAUUUGCUUCUUGCCAUCCUCCGUUGCCUCUGCAUCUGUAGUUCAGUCCUAGCAGCUCGCGAGCUCAGUGAUGACUUGUCGAUCGCGGUGAGCCACGAGAGUUGGAUGUUGCAAUAUGGCCGUGUGUACAAGGAUGCCACUGAGAAGGCACAACGGCUUAAGGUGUUCAAGGCUAAUGUCGGGUUCAUCGAGUCCUUCAACGCUGAGAACCACAAGUUCUAUUUGGGAAUCAAUCAGUUUGCUGACCUCACCAACGAGGAGUUUAAGACGACAACGGCUAACAAGGGAUACAAAUCUAGCUUGGAGAGGGCUCCCACAGGAUUCAGGUAUGAGAACGUAAGCUUGGAUGCACUUCCAGCAACAGUAGACUGGAGGACCAAGGGUGCGGUCACUCCCAUCAAGGAUCAGGGUCAAUGUGGUUGUUGUUGGGCAUUUUCCGCCGUUGCUGCAACCGAGGGCAUUGUCAAGCUGAAAACUGGCAAGCUUAUCUCUUUAUCGGAACAAGAGUUGGUAGAUUGUGAUGUCCACGGCGUGGAUCAGGGCUGUGAGGGCGGGCUCAUGGAUGAUGCCUUCAAGUUCAUCAUUUCAAAUGGUGGACUGACAGGUGAGUCUAGCUACCCAUAUAAAGCAGAAGAUGGCAAGUGCAAGAGUGGAUCCAAAGAUGCCGCCACCAUCAAGAGUUACGAGGAUGUGCCAGCCAACAAUGAAGGUGCCCUCAUGGCGGUUGUCGCGAACCAGCCUAUUUCAGUAGCCGUCGAUGGUGGUGACAUGACGUUCCAAUUUUACAAAGGUGGAGUGAUGACUGGUUCUUGCGGCACUGACCUAGACCAUGGUAUUGCAGCUAUUGGCUAUGGAAAGACGACUGAUGGCACAAAAUAUUGGUUGUUGAAGAAUUCGUGGGGGACAACAUGGGGUGAGAAUGGGUAUUUAAGAAUGGAGAAGGAUAUUUCUGACAAGAGAGGCAUGUGUGGUCUUGCCAUGGAGCCUUCCUACCCUACUGAGUAG